This is a messenger RNA of Apis mellifera (honey bee), 5832 nucleotides long. Its product is annotated as glutamine-rich protein 2. The transcript is spliced from 11 exons. Lineage: Eukaryota; Metazoa; Arthropoda; Insecta; Hymenoptera; Apidae. The record is from RefSeq and is a predicted model, not a curated record. Bases 76 to 2595 code for a protein of 839 amino acids.
CCGUAAAAUCAAAAACACAUCUUUAUUAUGUUUCUUUUUUAUGAAUAUUUUGAAAAAUUGCUAGGGUGAAGAAAAAUGACGGCGAAUGAUGUGGCCAGUCUACAAGUUUCUUUACCUCAAAUGUUAGAUUUAGCAUUGGGGACUCCAGAAGUUGGAGCAGUAAAUUUAAAUAUCCUUCAUAACUUUCUUCAUAUUCUACUGCAUCAUAUAAAUUUAAAAUCGACUAAGGUCGAGUAUCGCGGUGACGAUGCUAAAAGAAUCAAGACAUUGGUAAGUUCUCUACAAGAGGGUCCUUCGCUUUAUCUUCAAGAAUAUAGUAUUAUCGAUGACAAAGAUGUAGAGCAAAAACGAGUUCGUCCCGAAGUAGGUGUAAGAGUGGAUGUGAUUGAAGGUAAGAAAGUAUUUUUUAAUAAAUCUGAAGAAAAGGAUGAAGAUUUAAAGAAGACAGAGGGUGUGAAACAAAUAAUUGGUCCUGGAAAAGAUGAAGAAGUGCAAACGAUCAUCUACAUCGAACCGAUCGUCGAUGGUGCAAUCCCCAGCGCUUUAGCUUUUAAACAACUCGAGCAAAAUGUAAAAAAAAUAUCUGAACAGAUGAGCGAUCUUCAGCAACAGUUCCAAGCGUUGGAAGAAUUAGCGAAGACACCAGAACUCAUCGAGCGUUUAAAAGGCAAGAUCACGGAUCCCUUGACCGAUGUUUGGCAAAUUAUUAACAUCACCAAAAGAUUAGAUGCUAGUGAACAAGGUAUUGAUAAGUUAACGAAAAUGGUACAAGAUAUGAUGAAAGGUGACAUAAGCCUAGCGACAACCGAGAUAUCAAAGUUGGAAGAAAAGAUAACGCAUUUGGAAAACUCUUUAAACAAUUUGGAAAAUGUCGUUAAGAAUUUGCAUGUGCUCGCAAGCGAAUAUGUCGGAGAGAUGGAAGAAGAAAUGGAGAAAGAGAUAAUAGAAGGUGCAGAGGAGCCUCAUCCACCGGCUGCUCAACGAAUUUCCUUAAGCGAGCUCCUCGGUGGAAUAGAUAUAAAAGAGAUGCACAAAGACGUGGCUACGUUGCAGGAGGAGGUUAAUCAAAUAAAGAACAAUUUGAAGGAAUUACAGGACGAGUUCAGCCAGACAAAAGAUGAAUUCGGCACUAGACUGGAUCGGAAACAUCGAAAUAUACAAACAUUGAAGGAGCAGCUGGAAGAAGUAGCGCAAGAAGCUAAGAAGAAAAUAGAGGUUGCGACUGAAAUAAAAGAGACGGUGGCAGAAGAACCUAAAGAACCUAAAGAACCGCCUAAAGAAAUACAUAAAGAACCACCUAAAGAAAUAAUUAAAGAAACGCCUAGGGAAACGCCUAAGGAAACCUCUGUAGAAUCGCCAAAACCAGCGAAAGAGGAAAAAGGGGUAAAUUCGGAGGAAUUGGAGACCGUGAAAGGACGAAUCUCGAAAUUAGAGAAGGAUGUGAUGAACUUGCACGAGAAAGUAGAGACUACACACAUAGUCGAUGCUUCCAAUCUCGAGAACUUGGCGUCCAAGGUUCAGGAAAUGCAAGGCGAUGUGGAGAAAUUGACCCAGACUACAGAUAAUCUGAUCGACGAACGCGAAACUCGCGAGAUGCAUUUCAGCAUUGUGACUUACCAGGCGUUACUAGAGCAAGUAGAACUUUUGAAAACGAUUAAAGCUGACAGAGAAGAUCUGGAGGAGGCGCUUGCCGAGAAAGCUGAUGCCCAGGCGAUACACAGAAAGGUGUCUUACGAUCAAUUCGAUGCGGCUUGCGAUGAUCUCGCUCACGGUCUCGAGGACGCGAUCAAUAAAUUAGGGCAACAGGAAAUGAUCUUGCAACAAGCUCUGGACGAAGUGCAAAAGGAGAUCGAGGGUAAAGUAGACAAGAUCGAGAUAUCUCCGUUGAAGGAGUUCGUGAACCAGCGGCUGAAGGUGCUUCAAGAUAAGCUGAAGAAGGUGGCGGAAGCGAGGGAGGAAAUCGAGGCUGCUGGAACGAAAAAGUUGCUUAGGGACGUCCAAUGCAUAUCCUGUGACAAGGAUGUGGUCAUGAGAAUGGAUGGAGUUCCCAGAUUUAAAGUGGAAACAUUGCCAUGCACCACAAGCAUGAAGCCAUAUCUGACCUACGAGUUGGAUCAAGUUAGAAAACAGCACAGGAAAUUGCCCCAUAGCAGAAAUAUGAUUCAAUUCGAGGCAGCUAUUCAAGAGGAGGCAAAGAAACAGAGGAGUGCUAGAGCAGAGGCACUUGUAAAGACUCCUAGGUAUGUAUGUAUGAUUUCACUUGCUAUGAUCUCGAAAAAUGGAUUAAAAAAAAUAAGUGAAACUGAAUUAACUUCAUUGAAAACAUUCUUAAUUAUCAGAGAUCAUCUGUGCAAUCGAUACUGCGGCGGUAGUCACACGAUUACGACUCCACAGCAGAGAGUAAUGCGAGUGGGUCAUUUCCUCACUCAAUGGGGGCCGGAAAUAAUUCAGCUGACGGAGGGGAUGAUAAAGGGAACGGAUGGUAGAAUGUACAAAAGUCGACGUAUGCCAGAAAAAAUCGAUGUUUGCGGGCCUGCAUAUUGCGAUUUGCCAUCGGUAAUCGUUAUUUAUGCACUUUUCAGCUUCGAAAGAUAAUGGAAGAUAAUUGGAUUUCAGGACAGACAGUCGGCGAUUUCCGUGAACUCCUCUCUACCACCGCAUAAACUGGGUUCUGAGAAAAUGACGUCUUCUACCACAAGUAGAACGAAUAGACAUUUUUAUUCUGUUUCCUUUCAAAACAAUUUUCUUAUUAUUAUAUGUGAACACGUGUAUUUAAAUAUAAAAUAUUCCGUUGCUGUUAUUUUUUUAUUUUCUUAUGUAUAUUAUAACAAUGGAAAGGAGUAGAGACGUUCAUUCUAAAAAAAAAAAAGAUGAAAAUACAUUUUCGCGCGAAAAAUAAUUCAUCUUUUGAACAAAUUAUAAUAACACUGAUAUAAUUUCGAAAGGGGGAAAACGAAACAUGCCGAAGAGAAGAUCUCGGGAAAUGGCGAAAGAAGUGAUAGAAGAGGUAAAUAAAUUGGAAAGUUUAAAGAAAAUGGAUUUUAUAAUAGACACAAAGAAAAAUAAGAUAAAUAGAAUACUUUACAUCAUACACUAUUACUGUUAUUCUAGUAUGUAGCCUUGAACUUUUAUCUAUGAGAAUAUUUAGCAUAUUAAUCUGAUAUCUCGUUCACGAAACAUGACAAAAUACUUUGAAGAUUGUUUUUCUCAUCCAUAUAUAUUGUUUAAGAAAUGAAAAUAAUAUUUAAAUCGUUCCGUUUAUAGCUUGCAGAAACAACUGCAACGGAGGGAGACGAUCAGGAGUCUAUUGGUCCAAUCGAUGCAUCGAUUUCUGAUCGUGGUAUGCGUUACACGGAUGACGAGGAGAUCGGGGACCAAGAUUAAAUAAAAAAUCUGAAUAAUAAACGUCUAAAUACAUAUUUUCCACGAAAUCAAUUGAUUCAAAAUUUUCUGAUCACCUUAUCUGAAACAAAUUGUGAUCAUCUGAAUAAUAUAAGGUUAUAGUAUAAUAAAGAUGUAAAAAAUAUAAAAUAUCGAAGAAACCAUAUCCUAAAUCUGUUUAUUAAUUUCUAUAAGAAAAAAAAAUAUUGAAAUUAUCGAAAUUUGAAAAUGGAAUUAUCGAAAUCCAAGACAUAUUUUUACUUCUCUUUCUCUACUCGCGUACGAUUUAUAUAAUAAAUGUAUCAACAAAACGAUCGAUAGAUUAGGAAAACAAAAAACUGUUGUUUUAUUAAAUGUUUUUAUUAUUAAGAGGGAAUUUCGGAGUACACAAGACUAUCUAGUGAAGUCGAUUUGGAACAUGGGUGGUCUGCUAGAAACAAAAAUACCACGCAUCAUAAUGACCACACUAGAUCGCUCUUCGUUUAUUGCACAUCACACACCGUUCGAAAACCGUUUACAUUAAAGGGUGUAGCGCUCGAAUAGUCUUUUAUAAUAAUAUUGGACUCGUUCUCCAUUUUCCAUUCUCCAUUCGAUCAUUUCCCCAUCUUCGAUCAUUCACCUUCCUACAAACGACUAUGCGCUAGUGUUUCUUCUGUAAUAAUAAUACAAUAUUUGUGUAUACGUGUAAUGAUGUAUACAUUCGGAGCUAGUUUCUACUUCAUAUAAAUUUCAAGGUACAGGAAGUAUCUACAAGUAUCUACCACAUAAUUUACGACUGCCUUGUUCUUUGUCUUUUUUUUUUCUUUUUUUUUUUCUUUUUUUCUUUUUUUCCUCCCCUUUUAUUCAUUUUGGUGAACGGCGUUCUUUUUUUUUUUUUUUCCUUUAAUCUACGUCUGCUAAAUAUACCUAACCUAUAAUAAUAAUAAUAAGAUUACCAUAGAUUACCUCGCUAUGAUCUUAAAAUCAACGGUAUACACGGAAUCAUGACAGUAAGAUCAUUGGCUUAUAACGACACAAUGCAAUAAAUAGAAUGCCAAAUAAAUAUACGUACAGAUAGAUUAUACUUAUUAUUUUUUUUUUUCUUUCUUUCCCCCUCCUCGAUAAUCAUCCAUUAAAAGGGUUGGGAACAAUAUAAUGUCUUAAAUAUUAACAUGGAUAUGCAUUAUCGAUUACAGUUAAUAAUACUGGCAGCUUAAAGUACAACGUGUAUGUAUUACACUCAACCUAAUCGAAAAAGGAAAUGGUAGAGAGUGCCAAAUAUACAUACAUUUGGUACAAUUAUUCCUUUGCACAUUGACUUAAUGAAAUAAAUACACUGGUAUCACGUAUUCACGCGACUUCAACAAAUUGGAAUGGAAUAUAUAUCUAACGAUAAAAAUAAAUAAUACUUUGGAAAAAUCGUAAUCUAAGACUAAUUGCAGGCAUCAUGGCACUCGUCUACGUAUGAUGUGGUCUCUCUAGAUUAUGUCUAAUCGAUGACGAGAAGUACGAUAAAAUAUUUGGUUACGUUAGCCACCACAGACUCAAUUGACCGACGAAAGAAAGAAAACUCGUUCACAACCGUAUGCGAAUCGAAUCCUAAUCUCGAAAUAAUUAUUGUAACACCACGGACGUCUCUCGUGUCGCGUUCGUUAGAAAACGCGUCGUUGCUGAUUAUCCAAUUACAAUAUCGACUUAAAAAUUAUCGUUAUCGUUAAUUUUAUUAUAUUACGCUAUCGUUAUUGUUAAUUAUUAUUAUUAUUAUUAUUAUUAUUAUUAUUAUUAUCGUAUUAUCAUAAUCGUACGUACGAGAAUAUUGCACACAGCGACCAACAGACAAUGGAUAAAGGGAACUAAGUAACAGAUCACAGGUGAAACUAGGCUAUCUCUGUAACAAAUUCAAUAUCACAUGAAAAAAUAUGUAUCGGUUGCCACCUAUCGCAAAAAUCUCCCAAAAAUAAGAGACUGUCGGACGGAUGACUCGAGUGACGAGCCAUCGAUGGUUCGGAUUGGCUGACCUCGAUCAUCUUUAUUCACUUUUCUUCACCGGUCAGUCCGGACGAAAAAAUAUCAUCAUCAUUAUCAUCAUCAUCAUCAUGUUCACGUCCAUUCUUCCCUCGUUUCUCUAUUCGAUAUCAUCAAAAGUAAAGCAACUCAGUCAGAUCAAUUUCUGAGCCUAAUCGCUUAUCAAUGGCGACGAAUGGUAACUAAAAACCUCGACUAAAUGAUCAGACGAUUAGCAGUAAACUUUGGCAAACUUUGAACCGCGGUUACGGAACCACGUUACUUCGUCCAUUCUUCGUCUCAUUCCUUCGUCUCUUUCUCCCUGCCUUUCCUCGCACGAACGAAAAAACGCGACUUAACUCUUUUCUUUGGCUUCCAGCUCUUCGGCAGUGGCCACGUGGCACGGCCAACUACGUGUACAUCUAAUUCUAAAGCACGUAUUACCUCUUCCUAGAUUAUCGCAUAAUA